Molecule: messenger RNA, 2229 nt
Organism: Petromyzon marinus (sea lamprey)
Lineage: Eukaryota; Metazoa; Chordata; Hyperoartia; Petromyzontiformes; Petromyzontidae
Biological process (GO): regulation of apoptotic process
Source: RefSeq, a predicted model, not a curated record
UGUGUCCUAACUUUUGGGCCACCCCAUAUAACAAUAACCCUGUGUCCUAACUUUUGGGCCACCCUAUACUGUAUAACAAUAGCCCUAUGUGUCCUAACUUUUGGGCCACCCUGUAUCUCACCCUACCCCCUAUUUUAGAGCGCUUCCUCCCAGCCCCAACCCACCCUGAUUCGGCUCUUUAUACCUCUUCCUCAACUUUCGAUUUCAUCACGAACUGUUUCUUAUUGGCUCAUUCGAAGUCGCGCUUUGCCAUUGGCCGGUUCAAAAUGUAAUGCGAUCGUGAUGAGCAUUGUAUUAGGUCGGUUACUCGCUCUGCCACGGUUGUUGAACAGAGAUGUAGCCACUGCCCUUAGGGGGCUUGGGACGGUAAUGGCGUUGAUAAUGAAGGGAGAGCAAAGCUUCGUGUGAGAGGCAUCAUACCACGGAAAAUGUCAAGAAAGCCGUACAUCUGGCAGCAAUCUUUGACAGAGCCGACGAUGGCCAAGACGCUGAUCCGUCGUCACAAAACUACGCUGAUGAGAUGGAUCAGCAGAGACCCGACCCAUCUGCUGGAUGAGCUGGACGGCAGAGGCCACAUCCAGCGCGAGCUCUACAAGACAGCCAAUGACAUUGCCGACCGCAUGAAGCAGGCACGGUCGCUGCUCGAUCACUUUAUUGACUGCAGCGAGGAGGGGUGCGAGAAGCUCCUGCGGACGCUCAGAGUCGUGUGCCAUCAAUACCCCUCGGAGCUACGCACGUGGUUGGACGAGAACGCCAACAGCAUGGCAACGGAGAAGUUCACGGAGCCGGGAUUUUCCAGUCGCUGCUUUUCCCAUCAAACCUCGUAUAUGAGAUGUACCGGAUGGUGCAUGCAGGAAGACACAACUGCUGCAAGGUUUGGACAAGACGUGCCUCCUUAUCCGGCAGUGGACGCGACUACGCAAACUGAUAGAGGACCUAUGGAAAUGUCUGCCAUCGACGGUGAUAUGCUGACAUCCAAAGUUGCAGAGGUGUUAACUGUAUGGAAACAAGAACUGACAAAAACCUGGGAGAAUUCUCUGUUUGCAAAAAUGAAAACAGUUGAAGACAACAUUAAAGAGACAAAUGAAACAAUCAUCAGGGAAAUUAAGGUGAUUUCAGAGCAGCUGGAGGUCUUAAAGGAAGGUGUGCCUAUAUGUCAAAAUUGUGCAAGUGUUAAUGUAAGUGGCCAAUAUUCAGCAGAGUUACUUGUACCACCCAAAGAUAGAAUUGUAUUGAGCAACCAACUGACUUCACCGCCAGAGUCGCAUAUUUUGAAGAAAACACCAACUUCGGACGUGUUCGCCGCCUUCAGCGAAAAUGGACCAGACCAAACCGCGAUGAACACCUCCGAUGAUUCAGCGCCAGUUGAGGAAGAAUCGUCAUUUCAUUACCCCCCCGUGCCAAAGAGCAAGUUGUCAAUGUGCCAUUUGGAAAAUGUGGAAACGUAUGCAGCUUUGGCCAGUGGAGCGCCAGGCGCAGGAAAGGUCUCGCCCAUUACUGAAGCUACCUCAGCAGAGGCUGCUGCUGGAGAUGUGUUUGGAGCGUUCGAAAAUCGACAGAGAACGAGGGAGCGCAAGCAAAAGAGCCCCACUAAAAAGAAGGGCACCGUAUAUUAUCACACGCGCGACCACAAACUCCGCUCUACGGAAUCUGCCUUAUGCAAGAAAAUGAAACCCAUGCAUAUCCGAAAACGGCGGAGCUCAGCGAAGAAAGUAAAACCCAUGGGUGGAGAUGCUGUGAUCAGUGAGUAUCCUUCCGUAGUCAACAGGAAGACAAUAAAAAGAAGCAUGUGCCAUGGAAGACUUUGACAACAUUACCACUGAGAACCCAAGUGUCAAACAAGAUUGCAAGAAAAUGUUCCUAAAACCAAGGGCACGUGUCAUGUACGUUUGUUGAACUCUUUCACACCAUAUGUGGCUAACCGUGCUAAUUGGAGGUGCAGUAUCAGGUCCAUUCCAUAAGCUGAGCACCGUGAUAAUCUCCGUAAUCAUCUUCUUCUCCAUCCCGUCCCUCCUCUAUAGCCCAAUUCAUAAUUUCUCAGCACCCUCUGUUAGGUCACUCAUUCCUCACUGUCACUCAUUCCUCAGCGAUUAAAAACGGAGGACUCAAGGGCGAUGUGGUGGCUAGGAGAUGUUAACUCCCUCGCCUGGUGUACAGGAGGUCGUGGCUUCGAUCUCAACCUUGACGUCUGCUGUGUAUUUGGAGUCUGCGUCUCUCUCCCCUCGUGAU